This is a messenger RNA of Agrilus planipennis (emerald ash borer), 3048 nucleotides long. Its product is annotated as aminopeptidase N. Gene Ontology annotation, molecular function: peptide binding; zinc ion binding; metalloaminopeptidase activity. The transcript is spliced from 11 exons. Lineage: Eukaryota; Metazoa; Arthropoda; Insecta; Coleoptera; Buprestidae. Gene Ontology annotation, biological process: proteolysis; peptide catabolic process. The record is from RefSeq and is a predicted model, not a curated record. Bases 111 to 2855 code for a protein of 914 amino acids. Gene Ontology annotation, cellular component: cytoplasm.
AAAGUCCAACAACGUGAUCAAACUAGUGUCAGAUGGACAUCGUCUGUUAAGGAGGUGACCAUCGAACAAAAUUGCUGCCAAUAACUUUCGCUAAUUAAUUCAACGGAACCAUGGGUUGGUUUACAACUUUAUCCUUGUUGGUUAGUUUGUUAUUGAUGGUUUCCUGUAAAAAAAACGGCCAAUUGCCAGGCAAUAUAGUACCGGAAAAUUACAACUUGGAGAUAAUAACACACUUGGCAGAUGAUGAACAUGACAAGUUCACUUUUGAAGGGAAAGUUAUUAUAAGGGUAAGGUGUGUAGAACCCACCGAUAAAAUAAUCCUUAACGUAUUGGACUUGGAAAUCAUUGAUAACAGUGUCAUAGUUGAUGAAGUUGGAACUGACAAGCAAGUUAACGACGUUAAUGAAUGGUGUCAAUGUAACGAGAACGAAACUUUGAGUCUGUCAUUGGACAGACACCUAAAACCAAAUCAUACAUAUGACAUUAGCAUUCGAUUUACCGGAAACAUAAGCGAUGGAUUAUCGGGAUAUUAUAGAAGCAGUUAUGUUGACAGCAUGACGAAUGAAAGAAGAUGGUUAGCUGUAACGCAGUUUGAACCGACAGAUGCCAGAAGGGCAUUCCCUUGCUUUGACGAACCAAACAUGAAAGCCACUUUUCAAAUAAGUCUUGGAAGAUUAGCAAAAUACAGCUCCAUAAGUAAUAUGCCCAUUGAGAGGACAGAACCAAUAAAAGAACGAGAGGGAUGGUUUUGGGACAGAUUUCAAAAAUCAGUACCAAUGUCGACUUACAUAGUAGCUUACAUGGUAUCCGAUUUUAAUUCCACACUAGCUCCAAGAAUUCCAAACAGCGAUGUCACAUUUAGAAUUUGGUCCAGAGAAGAAGCAAUGGACCAAGUUGACUUUGCUGCGGAAGUUGGUCCCAGAGCGUUGGCUUUCUUUGAAAAUUUCUUCAACAUAACGUAUCCCCUUCCAAAGCAAGAUAUGAUUGCUGUUCCAGAUUUUAGUGCCGGCGCUAUGGAAAACUGGGGACUGAUAACAUACAGGGAAUAUUUGUUGCUUUUCAAUCCCAAAACCUCAUCGUUAGCAAACAAAUUUUCCAUUGCAAGCGUUGUUGCGCACGAACUGGCUCACCAAUGGUUUGGAAAUUUGGUAACGAUGAAAUGGUGGACGGACUUGUGGCUUAACGAAGGUUUUGCUACUUAUAUGGCAUCUCUCGCAGUCCAUAAUCUAUAUCCUAAAUGGAAAACUUUUGACGAAGAAACGGUAUCCAAUAUGAUGUCAGUCUUUUCUUUUGAUUCCCUAAAGAAUUCACAUCCGGUUUCUGUACCCAUCGAAAAUCCAAAAGACAUAAAGGAAAUAUUUGACACAAUAUCAUAUGACAAAGGAUCCCAUUUGCUUUUCAUGAUGGCCAACUUUUUGGGAGACGAAACGUUCAGGAGGGGAGUCAGCAAUUACUUGGAGCGCCACAAAUACGGCAACGCUGAACAGGACGACCUUUGGGAAUCUCUAACGAUCGAAGCUCAUAGAAACGGAGCACUCCCUGAAGGUUUGUCUGUCAAGACCAUCAUGGACACUUGGACACUUCAGACAGGAUAUCCGAUUGUGACAGUCAACAGGAACUACGACGAUAAUUCAGUACAAGUAUCUCAAGAGCGGUAUUACCGAGACUUCAAUGCUAGUCAUAAUGACGAAUGCUGGUGGAUCCCACUGAGUUAUACAGACCAAAGCGAACAAGACUUUGAAAACAGACGUCCAAGAGAUUGGUUGUCUUGUCCAAAGACUGUCAAAACGAUAUCGAAUAUUUGCGACGAAGAUGAGUGGAUCAUACUCAACAUAAGGGCGGCCGGUUUGUACAGAAUCAAUUAUGACGAACGAAAUUGGGGUAUGCUGGUGUCGACCUUGAAUAGCGAUUCAUACACGGACAUUCCGAUUCUAAACAGGGUUCAGUUGAUUGAAGAUUCCGCGGAUUUGGCGGCUACGAGUAAAUUGAACUACAAAGUUUUCUUUGACAUUCUUCGGUAUUUGAAUAAGGAAACAGAAUAUCUACCUUGGAGAGCAGCAACGGGAAACAUUCGGUUUUUGUAUAGUAUGUUGCGUUACAGUUCCAGCUUUGGAUCAUUUAAGGAGUAUAUGAAACGUAUCUUGGAGCCUGCGUACAAAAGAAUUGGAGCAUUAAGAGUCGAUCAUGAGGAUGAAGACCGAUUGGACAGAAUUAAUUACAAAACCCUUAUUCUUUCAAACGCCUGCAAUUACGAAGCAGAGGCGUGCAUCAACGAAACUAAAAGAAUGUUCUCGGAAUAUGUCAGCAACCCUGACGUAAACUUAAUUCCCAACGAUUUCCGGUCAUCGAUUUAUUGUAAUGCAAUGAGGCACGGCGGUGAAAGAGAAUGGACCUUCUUAUGGAACAAAUACAAAGAGUCGGGAACAGCCGGCGAGAAACAAUUAAUUCUACAAUCGUUGGGUUGCACCAAUACCAUCUGGUUGCUGCAACGGUAUUUGGAAUGGACCCUCGACGAAAGCUCCGGUAUUAGAAAACAAGAUGCGAUAACUGUAUUUGGUUCAGUUGCCAGGAACGACAUCGGAUACAGCAUUGCAAAAUCAUUUUUCGAGAACAACAUAAAAAAAAUAUACGAAAGCUCGAAACCUAACACCAAUAAAUUAUCACGUUAUUUAUCAGUAAUUGCCAAACAAGUUGUAAGCGAGAGAGAAUACAAUGAGCUCAAGCAAUUCAUCGAUCAACACAGCGAAAUAUUUUCCGAAUUAAGAAAAGGUGUCCAACAAGCCUUAGAGUCUGCGGAACUUAACAUUCAAUGGCAAAUGUCGCAUCUGAAUCACGUUAAAGACUUGUUAAUAUAAAUUGUAAUUACAUUCUAUUUAUUUGUACUUAAAAAUAAUGUAAUCAUGCUCUAAAGCGUACUUACUUGAAUCUAAAAGAGAAAAAGAAGAAGAGUGUAUUGAGUUUAUUUAUUGAUGUAACUCUUUUGAUUUGUACUACUGUAUACACAAAAAGCAUGUGACUGUAAUAUUAAAUGAAAUAUAUAUUUUUUGA